Messenger RNA from Sinocyclocheilus rhinocerous, 4889 nucleotides. RefSeq names its product protein strawberry notch homolog 2-like. The transcript has 30 exons. NCBI's taxonomy places the organism in Eukaryota, Metazoa, Chordata, Actinopteri, Cypriniformes, Cyprinidae. Bases 221 to 4762 code for a protein of 1513 amino acids. The record is from RefSeq and is a predicted model, not a curated record. Gene Ontology annotation, molecular function: histone binding; chromatin DNA binding. Gene Ontology annotation, biological process: regulation of DNA-templated transcription. Gene Ontology annotation, cellular component: nucleus.
AGAUGGCGACGUCGACCAGGAAGUAGGUAAACAACCGUACAGGGGUAGAAAAAUAUGGAUUAACCCCUCCAAUCCGCCUUUACCGAUCAAGAAAAACCCAGAUUGAGUGGUCGUUAGUGCUCGUGGAGGGGUUUCGCGUACCGGGGGGUUUAAUUAACGCGCGAGAUGGCUGGAGAAUGACAGGGCUUUGACACGUGACCAUGUUUCUGCUCGGAGCCUGAUGCCCACUCUUGCCACGUCUGUUGUCAUGGAAACGGAGGACUAUCUGCACCCCGAGGGCCCUCAGCUGGGGAGCCCGAAGUUCAGCGCUCCCAGUCCUCCUCUCACAAGUUCCAUGGAGAGUCAGCUGUGUCCGUCGAACUCAUGGACGUACCCACAGCAAACUCAAUACAACCAGCACUAUCCUAUGCAAUCUGGGAGGCAGCUCCAGCCGAACCCGUCCUCGGGUCUGGACCUGUCUGACAUAGACUUUCACGACCUUGUGCAGAACGGAGAUUUCUCCCAGGAUCUGUGCAUAGACGAGCUGUCCAACACAUCUGAUUCUCUGUCGGAGUAUCCAGACCCUUCAGGAUUUGGCAGCGAUAGCCUGGCACAGAGACCCGCUGAGGGCCCCGUGCCACAGAUGUACUGGGAUUUACCUGGACACAGUCAGAGACAGCAGAACCUGAGCGCGUUUCCUGGUAGGUUGGAUCCACCUAUCCUGUCUGCGUCGGUCGCAGGAUUUAAGGCUGCUGCUCCUCCGCCGCCACCGGAGGAAGAGGAGGAGGCAGAUGAGGAAGAGACGGAGGAUUUGGGGCAUGCGGACACGUACGCCGAAUACAAGCCAUCCAAAUCUACUAUAGGAGUCUCUCACCCUGACAUCGUGGUGGAGACCAACACACUGUCCAGCGUUCCUCCUCCUGACAUCACCUACACACUGUCCAUUCCCCCCAGCAGCAUUAGCUCCGGCCUGCUGUCCGCCCUGCAGCUGGAGGCCAUCAUCUACGCCUGCCAGCAACACGAGGUGAUUCUUCAGAACGGUCAGCGAGCAGGGUUUCUGAUCGGAGACGGAGCCGGCGUCGGGAAGGGCCGCACUGUGGCCGGAAUCAUACUGGAGAGUUUCUUAAAGGGACGGAAGAGAGCACUAUGGUUCAGUGUGUCAAAUGACCUGAAGUACGAUGCUGAGAGAGAUCUCAGAGACAUAGACGCUCCCAACAUCCCUGUGUUUGCUUUAAAUAAGGUUUUUUUCUGCCUACACCAUUUUCGUUCUACAGGUGCUUCGGAGCCAAAGAAUAUGAUAUACAUGAGCCGACUGGGGAUCUGGGGGCAAGGAACACCAUUCAAGACGUUUGACGACUUCCUGCAUGCUAUUGAGAAGAGGGGUGUUGGUGCCAUGGAGAUUGUUGCCAUGGAUAUGAAAGUGAGUGGCAUGUAUAUCGCACGCCAGCUGAGCUUUUCCGGAGUGUCCUUCCGUAUAGAGGAGAUUACACUGGACAAAGAGUUCAAACUGGUCUACAACAAAGCAGCUAGACUGUGGGCCGAGGCUCUCGAGCUGUUCACCACAGCUGCGAAGACGUUGGGUCUGGCCUCCCGUAAGUCUCUGUGGGGUCAGUUCUGGUCGUCACACCAGAGGUUUUUUAAGUACCUGUGCAUCGCCGCUAAAGUCCGUCGUCUGGUUGAACUCGCUCAUACUGAGAUGCAGCACGGCAAGUGCAUCGUGAUUGGCCUGCAGUCCACUGGAGAGGCUCGUACUCGAGAGGUCCUGGACGAGAACGACGGACGCCUGGACAGAUUCGUCUCCGCUGCUGAGGGGGUUUUCCAGUCAUUAGUUCAGAAACACUUCCCAACACAGAAACCUAAAAGAGAGAAAAGCGCCGCAAGCAAGAGGAAACGAAAACCCAGAGGCCGGGCUACAAAAUUUCCAAAGCACCGUGUGGAAGUGGGCGGGGUUAUUAAAAUCAGCGAUGAUUCAGACUCCGACUCGGAUGAGAUCGACAGCGACUCUAACUCCUCCCCUGAAUCGCUACAGGACAGUGACGAUGUGAUUUUCUUGAACCACAUCAACGGGCCUGCUGCUAAAUUAGAAGAACUCAAGCAGAGGCUGCUGGGUAAAAUAGCAGAGCUGGGGAAAGAGCUGCCGCUUAACACUCUUGACGAGCUGAUUGACAGGUUUGGAGGACCAGAGAAGGUGUCUGAGAUGACGGGCCGUAAGGGACGUGUAGUGCGGCGUCCUGAUGGCAGCGUUCGAUAUGAGACCAGAGCGGAGCAGGGCUUGACCAUCGACCACGUCAACGUCAGAGAGAAAGAGCGGUUCAUGAACGGAGAGAAGCUGAUAGCCAUCAUCUCUGAAGCGGCCAGUUCGGGCAUCUCUCUACAGGCGGAUAAACGCGUGCAGAACCGCAGGAGAAGAGUUCACAUGACCUUAGAGCUGCCGUGGAGCGCAGACCGCGCCAUCCAGCAGUUCGGUCGAACGCAUCGCUCAAAUCAGGUUACAGCUCCAGAGUAUAUCUUCCUCAUCUCUGAACUGGCUGGAGAGAGACGCUUCGCCUCGAUCGUUGCCAAGAGAUUGGAGAGCCUGGGGGCGCUGACACACGGGGACCGACGAGCCACUGAAUCCAGAGACCUGAGCCAGUACAACUUUGAGAACAAAUACGGCACCAAAGCGUUGGAUAAGAUCACUAAAGCCAUCCUCCGGCAAAUCGACAACAAAGUCCUUCCACCGAAGAGCUACCCAGGAGGGGACAUCAUAUUCUUCAAAGAUAUGAAGAAUGGCAUGAUUGAUGUAGGAAUCUUCUGUAAGGAGCCGCGUCCAAGUCAGAAUACAGAGAAAGACUGCACCAUCAGCAAGUUUCUGAACCGUAUUUUGGGUAUGGAGGUCCAUCAUCAGAACUCUCUGUUCCAGUAUUUCACCGAUAACUUUGACUACCUGAUCAACAAGGAUAAAAAAGAGGGAAAAUAUGACAUGGGUAUAUUGGAUCUUGCUCCUGGUAAUGAUGAGAUUCACGAGGAAACACAGGAGAAGUUUCUAACUCCAGGAAACCCUCAGGAGGGCCAGGUCAUCCUCUAUAAGAUCAGUGUGGAUCGCGGGAUGCCCUGGGAAGAGGCCUGCAGUAAAGCAGAGAAACUCACUGGAGAAUAUGAAGGUUUUUACCUCUCAAACAAGCUGCGCGGGAAUCAGCCGUGUGUCCUGCUCGCCGAACAGGGUCGGGGUCGUAAUCUCAUCCUGUUUAAGCCCAACAUCGGCAAACAGGCUCAUCCUGAGAACCUGGACAACCUGCUCCUGAGAUACUACAAGGUGACACCUGAUGAAGCAAAGGAUUUCUGGGAGAGUCAGUUUGUCUUUUCUUUCACCAACUGCACACAUGCCAACUGGAAUGGUAAGUGUAAGCUGAUCGAGCAGGGCCAGGAGUGUUUUCUGGGGAUGCGUCUCAGGCAGUAUCACAUGUUGUGCGGCGCGCUGCUGAGGGUCUGGAAACGAGUGUCUGACAUCGUCUCGGACAUCACCAACUCCAGCAUCCUGCAGAUCGUACGGCUCAAAACCAAACAGAACAGCAAGCAAGUUGGUAUAAAAAUCCCAGAGAACUGCGUGUCCCGCGUGCGCGCUGAGCUAUCUCGGAUGGACGAGGAGGUGAAGAAAGCGCGGCAGGAGAGAGAGCAGUUAGCAAAUGAGCAGCGUAUGCGCCAAGAGAUGCUGGCCAAGAUGAUCAUCGCAAACCCUCCCCCCUCCUUUCAGAACCACCUUCACUACCCACGAUCCCUUCUGCCGCCUGCGGCGAAGCCAAAGAGCGAAGCCGUCAGCGAGGUCUUGGAUCUUACCAUCAGCCCCUGCCCAUCGCCGGACAUCAAAACGCCUGUGCCAGACCUAAACGGCGUGUCCCUACACAGAGGCAUGCUAGGCGCGAGAGGACGCCCGUGCGCGGUUGUUCCCGAGACGUACAACUUGGAAGAUUUGAUCUCCCAGGAGCAGCAGAGACACAGGCAGGUGGCGUUGAACCCGAACGUGCGCAUGUCGUCGUCGCAUGCCACUUUGAACGUCCCGCAGCAGCACGUUCACACACUAAAGCAGAAUCAUUCGUCGUUUGGGGUGCUAACACAGCAGCAGCAACAGAGCGGCUCAUGCGCACAACCGCCCGAGCAGUACCGCGUGCUUCUGUCGCAGCUGCAGCGAGGGCAAGACACAUCGCUCGUGCUGCGGCUUCUCACGCAAAUGCGGCAGCAAAAUGGCGUGUCGCCGCAGUCCUCGCGCGCUAUGCUACACCAGAACAGUCAACACAUGACGCACACUUCGAACGCACACUUGCUCGGCAUGCAUGCACAGCUGUCGAAACAACAUACGAGCGAACAUGCGCAGUCGCAAUCCCUACCGUCGCAACCCCUGCCAUCGCAACCCCAAGCCAUGCAAUCACUUGUCACUCAGCCUGCUACAGAAAGAACGAACAAUGAGUUUGAUUUCGACGACUUGGACUUCGGUUACCCCUCGCCCGAAUCGCAACAUCAGUACCCGUUCACCUCUCAAGCCCUGCCAUCCUCGACUCCGCCCCCUCCUCCUUACUCCUCCUCCCUCUUUGCGUCAGCGCCUACAAACUCCUCCCUCUCGGACUCUAGCUCCUCCUCCUCACACUUCACGCCAUCGUCCUCUUCCUCCGAACAGACGCAUCUGUUACCAAAUGGCCACAGCAGUAUGGACGCCCUGGAGACGCUGGAUCACAUGAUCCACAGAACACCCUCGGAUCACCGCCAGUCCGUCAUCCAGUUCAAAACAAUGGACUGGGACGCCACCUAGAGGCUCAAACAUGCACGGUCAGAAAUUCAUUCUCGGCAAGACUUUUGAGUUCUUUCCCAAGUCAUUCUCAGUCCAUAAGCUAAGAGUUGCGUUCGGUUCGUUGACGAUCAAUGAAGACUUGAAAUCA